Molecule: messenger RNA, 1003 nt
Organism: Ailuropoda melanoleuca (giant panda)
Lineage: Eukaryota; Metazoa; Chordata; Mammalia; Carnivora; Ursidae
Gene: KCNC3
Product: potassium voltage-gated channel subfamily C member 3
Exons: 3
Coding region: 51-458 (135 amino acids)
Source: RefSeq, a predicted model, not a curated record
CCCACACGCACCCCGGGCUGCUCAGGGGGGGAGCGGGUGGGCUCGGGAUCAUGGGGCUGCCUCCUCUGCCAGCCCCUGGGGAGCCUUGCCCAUUGGCUCAGGAGGAAGUCAUUGAGAUCAACCGGGCAGAUCCCCGCCCCAAUGGGGACCCUGCUGCAGCUGCGCUUGCCCAUGAGGACUGCCCAGCCAUCGACCAGCCCGCCAUGUCCCCGGAAGACAAGAGCCCCAUCACCCCUGGGAGCCGAGGCCGCUAUAGCCGGGACCGAGCCUGCUUCCUCCUCACCGACUAUGCCCCUUCCCCUGAUGGCUCCAUCCGGAAAGGUUACGAGAAAUCCCGCAGCCUGAGCAGCAUCGCGGGCCUGAGCGGGGUGUCCCUGCGCCUCGCGCCCCUUGCCACUCCCCCUGGCUCUCCCAGGGCCGCCCGCCGCGCUCCCCCAACCCUGCCCUCCAUCCUCUAGCGCUCCCCUCCCCCCCGUGGGGGGACUCGGGGGUGACAGGGAAGAAGGUCAAAGGAGCUGGGGGUGGGGGGUGGGGGAAAGGGUUUUUUUUUUAAAAAAUCAAAAAGUCAUUAAUAAUAUGCAACCGAGACGACGACGCCAGCAGACACCCCCGGACCCCUCACCCCCACCUGGGCCCCCAGGAUGGAGGGGGAGGAGCCGAAGUCCAGCCCCCCCAACUCUCCACCCCCUCCCCCCAAAUAAAGCCUUCUCAGGUCUCCAUGAGCCAUAGGACAUCCCGCUCCCAUAAACUCCUGUAAAUACGUCCAAAUUAUGCCAAUUACAUUUUGGGGCGCCUCCCCUAUUCUGCAUGCCUCCCUCAACCUGGACCCCCCCCCUUCAACUCCGCCUCAGCAAUAAGCCGCCAGGGGUGCAUGCCGCGCGAUUGAGGGAAGGGGCAUACUGGGAAGGGGGCGGGGACCUCAAGGGUCGGGCUGGCCUUUAGGCCACGGGAGGGUCUCCUAGCCUCCCACCCUUCGCCCCAGGAGGGCAACCCAUCACAUUGA